AUGGUCGUCCUCAAAUCCCAAUCGCAUCCCAAUCUGUUGCACUAUGGACUUAAGACUGUACAUGUACAUGUACAUGUACAUGUACAUGUCCCAUCAGAACCAGUGUCAGCUGAGAGCGACUGUGAGUCCGAGUCUUCUCUUUUGGAUGUCCAUCCAAUCUCUUCCAGCAAGGUUGCUACUUCUACUUCUACUUCUACAUCUACUAUUGGAAGUCUCUUGUGGAAGCUGAUUCUGGCUCAGAAACUUCCUCUGGAUCUUUCUAAUGACAAUGACAAUAAUAAUAUUUGGACCAAGCUGAAGCAAGAGUAUCCAGAGCUGUCCAGUGUGAGUGAGUCUGACUUGCAGAGUUACCAUGCAGCUCUUUCUUCCAUCAUCAUUCUAGAUGAACAAAUGGAUCCUAGAGCAUCUCCACUGCUCAAACAGUACAAUGGACAUUUGCUUCCCAUUUCAAGAACCAUCUCUCAAGAACUGAAACAGCAAAGUCCUGACCAAUUCACGGCUUUUGUCGCCGAUUUUAAUGACAACCUCGCGUACUCCAUGAAAUCUACCAGAGGUAUCCCUACUUGUACCACUACUAGUACCACUACUGACAAUGAAGAAUGGACACAACAAGUCCAGCAACUGGAAUCGGACAUUCAAAAAGCGCUCAACACAAACGACAUUGAACUUCAAGCUUCCUUUCUCAAAACAGAACAUCACACCAUCCCUCAACCGGCUCAUGUCGAUUAUCCAUGGAACACUCUCAACGAACGAGCACACAAUCUAUGGCUCGCCUUCUUCCCAUUGACGUCACAAGGCAUGAUUCUACAACUAUGGCCAUCCCAUGCUACCACCAAUACAACUACAACCACGCAAACCAAGGGACAACUCGUAUUUGUGCCAUGGGACACCAUGCUCAUGGUUCCCUCGGAUACCAUUCAUGGAGGAGGAUUCCGAACAUGUACCCAAUCCGGCAAUGUCCGCUAUCAUUUGUACAUUGCUACACAUGGAACGUCACUUCCACAAUUCGCUCAAAACGUAUACACACUCCCUCACGACAAGCGACGGGAACUAUGUGACGGUUGUUGUGUCAAUGCGCAAGGAAUUGAUGUCGAACAUGCCACGGAUGGAAACACCUUGUUGAUGGAACUCUUGUUCCGCUAA
Seminavis robusta is the source of this 1143-nucleotide messenger RNA. NCBI's taxonomy places the organism in Eukaryota, Bacillariophyta, Bacillariophyceae, Naviculales, Naviculaceae. The record is from the annotation of a GenBank genome assembly.